Capronia epimyces CBS 606.96 is the source of this 3876-nucleotide messenger RNA. RefSeq lists its product as uncharacterized. Gene Ontology annotation, biological process: transcription initiation at RNA polymerase II promoter. Gene Ontology annotation, cellular component: transcription factor TFIID complex. Gene Ontology annotation, molecular function: chromatin binding; RNA polymerase II general transcription initiation factor activity; transcription cis-regulatory region binding. The transcript has 2 exons. Bases 1 to 3876 code for a protein of 1291 amino acids. The record is from RefSeq and is a predicted model, not a curated record. Lineage: Eukaryota; Fungi; Ascomycota; Eurotiomycetes; Chaetothyriales; Herpotrichiellaceae.
AUGGACGAAGCAGGGAUACAGCUGCUCGUAGCGCAGCCUCGGGCCCCUUCGUUCACGAUAGCACACCAGAAGGUGGAGCUCGAUAUCAGCUUCAACCAACAAGUCACAGGGAGGACUGAAAUCACGGUCUAUCCUGACUCUCAAGACCUGAAGGAAAUCAGACUGCAUGGCCGGAUCUGUACCAUCCAAAAGGUCUUGGUGAAUAACAUCCCACCGGCCUCAGUCGGCCAUGAAGACCCUUGCGACCAGCUCACCCUCCACGCGGACGCGACGGUUCAACAACAUCACUUGCUGACCGAGAAGGUGGCGAGAUCGGUCGGCCCCGAACCUGAGCCAGACAUCAUCAUUAGCCUCCCAAAGAGACUGAGAAUAGUGCCGGUUGAUGUUGCGGAAGUGCACACUCAAGCUACAGGUUCCAUCAAGAUCCAAGACCCUCUAACCAAUGGCACAUCUGCGGUUGAGGCUACCCAAGCGCUGUCAGACACAACCGUUGCCAGAUUCACACCUUUAACUGUAAUCAUAGAGUUUACAUCUUGCCAUGUUCGGGAAACGGUGCAGUUCGUCACCGGCAGACGCGGAAGUGGGCGAUGGCCUCAUGCAUAUACCCGGUCGAAACUGGGCCCCGGAGGUGCCUCGUCCUUGUUUCCUUGCGUCGAUGUUAUCACCAGCCGCUGCACAUGGGAUAUCUCCAUCAAGUGUGCCAGGACCAUUGGCGAUGCGCUCAACCAGGUGAUGGUGCUCGAUCCUGCCCAGCCAAAUCCCGAAACUUCAUCAAAAGAAUCACGGGGCCAGAGUUACGAGGGAAAGGAGAUGAUGGUUAUCUGCUCUGGCGAACUGACCGACGAGAUCGUGGAUAAAACCGACUCGUCUCGGAAAACGGUGUCGUUCUCCUGCUCUCAGCAGUUAGCGCCGCAGCAGAUUGGCUUUGCCAUCGGACCGUUUGAGCAAGUCAAUCUAAGCGAACUGCGAGAUGCUCAAGAAGUGGAAGAACUGGGCCGCAAUGCAGUCGAGGUGCUUGCGUAUUGUCUUCCUGGACGAGUAGAAGAAACCAAGAACACAUGUCUACCCACCACGAAAGCCUUGGACUUCGUGGUUCACAAGUACAUAUCUUGUCCUUUCAAGUCAUACUCAAUGGUUUUCGUGGAGGACAUGCCUUCCGACACCUCCAUCUUUGCAGGCGUGACAAUGUGCAGUUCCAGGCUACUGUACCCGGAAGAAGUCAUCGACCCAGCUCAAGAGGUGACCAGACAGUUGGUCCAUGCGAUUGUCUCCCAAUGGAUCGGUAUCAACAUUGUUGCCGAGGAGCCUCGAGAUACUUGGGUCAUUGUGGGGGGUUCAUAUUUCAUCACGAACCUCUUUAUGAAGGAUCUCUGCGGAAACAAUGAGUACCGAUACCGCAUGAAACAGCAAGCCGAUCGUGUCUACGAGCUGGACCAUGAUCGUCCGUCCAUCUAUGACAUGGGCUCGUUGCUGCACGUCGACCCCGCCGAGUACGAGUUUUUGACCAUCAAGGCACCAGUUGUACUGUUUAUUCUGGAUCGUCGAAUAGCUAAAACUCAAGGCGCCUCGAAAAUGCCCGGCAUUCUGGCAAAGAUCCUUACCAGAGCUCGGACCGGCGAUCUGGUCAAUAACGCACUAUCCACGGAUUUGUUCCAGAGAACAGCCGAGCGUAUGGGACACAUCAAAAUCGACGACUUUCUAGCCCAGUGGGUGAAAGGUGCCGGUUGUCCUAGGUUUCAGGCCUUUCAGAGGUUCAACAAGAAGAAACUAGUCGUUGAGAUGCUUAUCAAGCAACUUCAAGGCACCGUGAUGACAGAGCGAGAACUCGAGGUCGAUUCGUUCAUCAGAGAUGCUCGUGAAGACUUCCAAAGCGUGUACGCCGCUCCAGCACAACCAGUGUUCACGGGCCCAAUGACGAUUCGAAUUCACGAGGCGGAUGGGACGCCUUACGAGCACAUAGUUGAGAUCAAAGACGCCAGCACAACGUUCGACAUACCCUACAACACCAAGUACAAGCGUCUUAAGAGGAGCAAGAAACAACGGGCCCGAGCCAGUGCCAGGGCUGCCGCUGAAGGGGGAGACGAAGAGAAUGAUUCUCUUGUCUACUGCCUGGGCGACGUCCUACAAAGCGAGGAAGAAGUGGCCAACUGGAGAAUUGCCGAAUGGAGCACAGAGGACGAGGAACGAAUGAACUCGGAGUCAUAUGAGUGGAUUCGGUUGGACGCGGAUUUUGAAUGGAUCUGCCGAAUCAAUUUGCAGAUGCCGGGGUACAUGUUCACUUCCCAGCUGCAGCAGGAUCGCGACGUUGUCGCGCAGCUCGAAGCGCUCAGACAUAUCUCAGUAUAUCCGCCUGCACCUUUGGUUUCUUCCAUCUUUGUCCGCACGCUGAUGGACCGGCGCUACUUCCAUGGCGUCCGGGCGCUAGCAGCCCAAUGUUUGGUGAAGCAUGCUAGAGACGAGGGCGAGGCGAAGAACAUUGGGCUUUUCCAUCUCAAGAGGGCGUUUGAGGAACUGUAUUGUGUACGGGAUGAACAAGGCUCGGCUAUGACACGGCCCAACGACUUCUCCGACCAGCUGGCGUAUAUGCUGCAGUGCGAGAUCGUCGAGGCCAUCGGCAGGGUGCGAGACAGCAGGGGACACACUCCGACGGAAGUCAAGGAGUUCCUGCUCGACAAGCUCAAGUUCAACGACAACUCGGCCAACGAGUAUUCGGACGCAUACUACAUCGCGCGGCUGAUGAAAGCACUCGCUCAGGCCGUCAUUGCACGACCUCAACCGCCGCCGCAAAUGCAGUCGAUCGACUCGGGCGCCAACGGGGACAUGGUCAUGGGCAUGGAUAACAUGGAUCUCGAUUUCGAAGACGAGAUGCACGAGAUGCGCCAAUUCGAGCUGCAGGCCCUCGAAGAAAUCGACCGGUACCGCCGAAUGGACGAGUGGACCAGUUCCUACCAGAAUCUGUAUUCCCGGACGGCGCUGGAAUGCCAGGCCAUGCUUGCCGCGACUGGCAUUGGUCGGUUCUCGCCACUGCAUUUUCUGCAGUACACCAGACCGGGCAAUUACGAGAUGCUGCGCGCGGCGGCAUACAAUGUGCUUCUGGGUCCCGCCGUCUUCGACAACACCUCGAUCCUUCGCUACGUGUUGUACUGCAUGGUCGCCGACGCGUCGCCUUGGUUGCGCCAGAGUCUGCAGCGUGCAUUUGGCAAGGUGCUGGCCAAGCGAGCCAUCGGCGACAGGAAUACAACGGCGCCACCCGCAGCUGAUGGCCUGGUCAUUGAGGACACGGCAGCUGGGGCCGACGCCCGGCAGCACGAGCUGGCAAGACGGCAGACCAUCGAGGGUGCAAUGGCCGCGUUGAAGCAGGAGCUUGGGGACAACCAUGUGCUGCAAUCGGCCUUGUGGGAUGCAGUCUGUUACGACCAAAUCACGCUCGAGGAUUUACAGACGCUGCUGGACUUCUGCCGACUGCUUUAUGAGCCGAUCAACCGUAUGAGGGUGACACUGCGACUGCCGCGCUACUGGCGGGUAGACAAUCUAGGCAAGGGCAAACUCAAGUUCAGCCAAACGCGCAGAGUCAGGUCGAAGCCUGUUUCCAAAUGGCAGCCCGCUGUGCCUGUGCCGCCUGGUCGUCCAGCUCCAGUCCUGCCACCAGCACGACCUGUCGCUACGCCAGCUAGUGGCUUGAAGCUGACUUUCAAGAUGGGCUCGAGCCAGUCUUCAAACCCGACACCCACUCCCCCGCCGCCGGCACCGGCACCACCUCCCCCUCCUCCUCCUCUUCUGCCACCGCAGCCGGCGCAAACGCAACCACAGCCACCGAAACCAUCAGGCGGUCCAGGUCGCGUUGUACUGAAGUUUAAGGGAGCCUUCAAGGGAUGA